AUGCCUCUGAAACCACGGGUCUACCAGUUUCUGGUAGGCGUCUUCGCCUCGAUGGGCUCCGUCCUGUUCGGCUACGAUCUCGGUGUCAUCGCCGAAGUGGUGGCGAGCGAGUCUUACCACACCUUGUUCCACCCCAACGAGGACCAAACCGGAGUCGUGGUCAGCCUCUUCACGGGCGGUGCCUUCUUCGGAGCCUUCUUCGCCGGUCCCUCGGGCGAUUGGUUCGGACGUCGCUACACCAUCGUCCUCGGGAGCUUGAUCUUCAUCCUCGGCGGUUGCCUCCAGACGGCCGCGCAGUCGCUGGCAUAUCUCUGGGCUGGUCGGUGUCUCGCCGGAGUCGGCGUGGGUUUCUUGACUAUGAUUAUCCGAGACAGCUUUAUCCACCAGGGGCUGACACAUAAGAUCCCACACCGCGCAGCUGUCUACCAGGGAGAGAUUGCACAUCCCGACAUCAGAGGCCGAGUGACUGCCCUCCAGCAGUUUUGUCUGGGCAUCGGCGCACUCGUCGCCGGCUGGAUCAGCUACGGCACCUUCAGGCUCCACGGCUCGGCGCAGUGGCGGAUCCCCCUGGGCAUCCAGCUCGUCCCGGCCGUCGUGCUGGCCGCCCUCAUCCUGUUCUUCCCCGAGAGCCCCCGCUGGCUGAUCGACCACGGCCACUCGGAGAAGGGCCUGCGGACGCUGGCGAGGCUGCACGCCAACGGCAACGUCGACGACGCGUGGGUGAGGGCCGAGUAUGCUCAGAUCCAGGAAUCCAUCACCUUUGAGCACGAGAACGAGGCCAAGAGCUACAAGGAGCUCUUUACCAACAUCUCCUCCUUCCGCCGCCUCUUCAUCGCCUGCGCCCUGCAGGCCUCGGUGCAGAUGACGGGCGUCUCGGCCGUGCAGUACUACUCGGUCGCCAUCUUCGGCCAGAUCGGCAUCGACCCGGACAGCGCCCUCAAGUACCAGGCCAUCAACAACGUCCUCGCCCUCGUCGCGCAGGCCAUGUGCAUGCUCUUUGUCGACCGCCUCGGCCGCCGCCGCCCGCUCAUCGCCGGCAACCUGUUCAACUGCCUCACCUUUAUCAUUGCCACCGUCCUGAUCACCCAGUUCCCUCCCGACACGAAGCAGAGCGGCAGCGCAGGCUGGGGCUUCAUCAUCGUGACAUGGCUCUACAACAUCUCCUUCUCCGCCACCUGCGGGCCCCUCUCGUGGAUCAUCCCGGCCGAGAUCUUCGACACGCACACGCGCUCCAAGGGCGUCUCCAUCGCCACCAUGACCUCGUUCGCCUUCAACACCAUGAUCGGGCAGGUCACCGACAAGGCCAUCCGGCGCGUCGGCUGGCGCUACUACCUGCUCUUCGUCGUCUGCAACGCCACCAACGCCCUCUUCUUCUGGGCCUUCCUGCCCGAGACCAAGCGCCUGCCCCUCGAGGAGAUGAACUACCUCUUCACCAACGCGCCCUGGAUCGUGCCCGGCUCCGACCGCGCCAAGUACUCGGCCGGCAUGGCGGCCGACAUCGAGAGGCGCGCCGGCGAGCUGCGCGAGAAGGGGGCGCACGAGGAGCUGGCGGAGGGGCACUAG
This is a messenger RNA of Thyridium curvatum, 1563 nucleotides long. RefSeq lists its product as uncharacterized. The record is from RefSeq and is a predicted model, not a curated record. Lineage: Eukaryota; Fungi; Ascomycota; Sordariomycetes; Thyridiales; Thyridiaceae. Gene Ontology annotation, cellular component: membrane. Bases 1 to 1563 code for a protein of 520 amino acids. Gene Ontology annotation, biological process: carbohydrate transport; transmembrane transport. The transcript has 9 exons. Gene Ontology annotation, molecular function: carbohydrate:proton symporter activity.